Conger conger (European conger) is the source of this 1664-nucleotide messenger RNA. Its product is annotated as histamine N-methyltransferase-like. The record is from RefSeq and is a predicted model, not a curated record. The transcript has 7 exons. Gene Ontology annotation, molecular function: N-methyltransferase activity. Bases 122 to 1000 code for a protein of 292 amino acids. Lineage: Eukaryota; Metazoa; Chordata; Actinopteri; Anguilliformes; Congridae.
GCGCGAAUACCCUUUACAGUAGGAGGAGCCCUCUUACAGAAAUCUCAUUUUGCUUUCUUAUUUCUUCCUUCUUGACGUGAGAUCAGCAGUAACCGAAGGUCUUCUACACAGAAAUAACGCCAUGGCAUAUGCAUUCAAGUGUCUUGCAGACGAUAACAACAGAUACUUGAAGUCAUUCCGGCUGUUCCUGGAGCGCUCAUCAGAACACCAAUGCAUGCUUGACUUCAUCCAUGGGGUACUGCCUGACAUACUGGCCAGCAUUGGAGGGGGUAGAUCCAGUCUCAAAAUUUUGGGAGUUGGGAGUGGUGCAGGCGAGCUAGACCUGCAGAUGUUGUCUCAGCUGCAGUUGAAACACCCCGGGCUGAAGGUAGAUAAUGAGGUGGUGGAGCCCAGUGAUGAGAUGCUGUACAACUACAAGGUGUUAGUGUCAAAGACUCCAAAUCUUGAGCAUGUUAACUUCAAGUGGAAUAAGAUGACUGCAUCUGAAUUCGAAAAUCACUGGCAGGAGAAAAACCUCACAAAAAAGAUGGACUUUAUCCACAUGAUUCAGAUGCUGUACUAUGUUGCCGAUCCUCAUGCCACUGUGUCAUUCUUCCGCAGUCUCUUAAAUGAGAAUGGGAAACUAAUCAUCAUACUCGUCAGUGAUAAAAGUGGGUGGGGAAAGCUGUGGAAGAUGUACAAGGCUGACCUGUGCAAAGGGGACACGAGCCAGUGUGUGACUACAGGGGACAUCAAGAGCUUUCUUGACGCCGACGGGAUCAAAUACAAAAACUACCUGCUCCCGUCUCAGAUGGACAUUACAGAGUGCUUCAGAGAGGGGGAUGAACGAGGAGAGCUCUUACUGGACUUUCUGACAGAGGUGGUGGACUUCACCAGAUCGGCGCCCCCGGACCUGAGGGCAGGAGUGAUGGACCUCCUCCGCCACCCCGACUGCAGUGCUGAGGCGGACGGGAAGAUUGUUUUUAACAACACACUGGAGGUUUUAGUUCUAGAUGCUUAAAUGGAGAGCAGGGUGCCAGCCACUCACAUGGCUUUAGGUUGCUCAAACAGGGAAUCUCUGGUGUGCCUUUAAUGUGUUUUACUCUAUUAGGGUUUACUUAAUUUCCCAAAAACUGUGAUCGUUUAGUGUUCUUCCAUCCAUCCAUUAUCUGAACCCGCUUAUCCUGAUCAGGGUCGCAGGGGGGCUGGAGCCUAUCCCAGCGUACAUUGGGCAAAAGGCAGGAAUACACCCUGGACAGGUCGCCAGUCCAUCGCAGGGCACACGCACCAUUCACUCACACACUCAUGCCUACGGGCAAUUUAGACUCUCCAAUCGGCCUAACCUGCAUGUCUUUGGACUGUGGGAGGAAACCGGAGUACCCGGAGGAAACCCACGCAGACACGGGGAGAACAUGCAAACUCCGCACAGAGAGGCCCCGGCCGACGGGGAUUCGAACCCAGGACCUCCUCCAUCCGUGCCGCCCGUUUAGUGUUCUUGUAAUAUCAAAAUAAGGACUAAUAAGUUUGAUACAUAAAAUCUUCAUUAUAGUAUUGCACUUUUUAUCAUUGAAAAAUUCAAAUCCAUUAACCACAAGACUCUACUGUUUAUUAGGGCAGAAUGUUACUGUUCAUUAAGGCAGAAUGUUUCACUGUACAUAUUAAUAAUAAAACAAAUUAAUACAAAA